Nilaparvata lugens (brown planthopper) is the source of this 5859-nucleotide messenger RNA. RefSeq names its product transcription factor Sox-2. The record is from RefSeq and is a predicted model, not a curated record. Bases 149 to 1243 code for a protein of 364 amino acids. Gene Ontology annotation, molecular function: RNA polymerase II cis-regulatory region sequence-specific DNA binding; DNA-binding transcription factor activity, RNA polymerase II-specific. The transcript has a single exon. Gene Ontology annotation, biological process: regulation of DNA-templated transcription; anatomical structure morphogenesis; cell differentiation. Lineage: Eukaryota; Metazoa; Arthropoda; Insecta; Hemiptera; Delphacidae.
CCAGUUUGUUCUCAGUUCUUGUCGGACAACCGAGUAGUCAAGUGGUGAUCUGGUGAUAGUAGCCGAGUGAGUGUAGUGCCGUCGCCGUGAGUGUUCGUCGGUAGUGUAAACUGUAUUUGUCAAACUGUACGCGCCCAGGGAAGAGGAUAUGCUGACGAUGGAGACGGACCUGAAGGGUGGACACAUGGCCCCCCAUCACCCCGUCUCCUCGUACGCGUCGCUGGUGCACGGCGGCAACCUGAUGGGAGGUCUGCCACAGCCACCACCGCUGCAGCACAUGCAUCAGCAGCAGACGGCUGUCGUGCAUCCCCAGCAGCCCAACAACAAUAACAACAACACCAACAAGAACCAGAACGCAGAUCGUGUUAAGAGGCCGAUGAACGCGUUCAUGGUGUGGUCACGCGGCCAGCGCCGCAAAAUGGCCCAGGAGAACCCCAAAAUGCACAACUCUGAGAUCUCGAAACGGCUGGGUGCCGAGUGGAAGCUGCUGUCCGAGGCCGAGAAGAGGCCGUUCAUCGACGAGGCCAAGCGACUGAGGGCCGUCCACAUGAAGGAGCACCCCGACUACAAGUACCGCCCUAGGCGCAAGACGAAGACCCUGCUCAAGAAGGACAAGUACCCGCUUGCAGCCGGCUCACUGCUGGGCAACUCAGCUGCAGCCGAUGCAGCCGUGCGUCAGGCCAACGCAGCGCAGAGUGGAGGUGUACAGCAGGUGGUGCAUCGCGAUGUCUACCAGAUGCCCAACGGAUACAUGCCCAAUGGCUACAUGAUGCAUCACGACCCAACCGGCUACCAACAGCACCAGGCCUACAACCAGCACAUGGCUGCAGCUGGCUACCCACGCUACGACAUGUCGCAGAUGCAACAGCACCAGGCCUACAUCAACGGAGGCUCCUACAGCAGCAUGUACGGCGGCGGAGGCGGUGGAGGCGGCGGCUCACCCUACAUGCAGCAGCAGCCCGGCUCACACAGCCCCAGCGGCAGCAGCAUCAAGUCUGAGCCAGUGUCACCCGGCUCGAACACGACACCCGGCGGCACGAUCACCGUGAAGCGUGAGUACGGUGCCCCGCCCCCGCCCGCCACCGGCGACCUGCGACAGAUGAUCUCCAUGUACCUGCCCGAUCCGUCGGCCGACCACCAGCAGCCGCCUCCCAGGCUGCAGCAGCCCAUGCAUCACCAUUACUCGCACCCACACUCCGCCUCCCCCGACCCGUCCGGUGGCAUGAACCUCUCGCACAUGUAGGAGUCACUCUUCGACUGCCGCUUUCACGCUUCUUCCACGACUGCUGGCAGCUGCAAGGACGACUCCCUCUUCCACUUGUGAUCUGUUUCCGGACCCUGUGAUCAUGAUCUCCCCUAUCAAGUGAUGACACUUUCGCGACUACCUCUAUGUGCCAAUCCGCGACAACCGACACACCGGAAACAUUCUAUAUUAUAUAUAUAAAUAGCUGAAAUAUAUAUAAUUGAUUUGUAAAUAUUGAUCCAGGAUUUAGGGACUACUGAUUAUCUUUUUCACUGUAGAGGCCACUUUUUAAGCAAACUGCGUGCCGGCGAAGUGUACGCGUGUAUAUAGUAAAUUAGUUUUAUUAUCAUCAUCAUUCAAGUUUAUAGUUGAAAUAUGUUUUAUGUUACAAAGCAAAUGUGGAAGUGAAAUAUUUUUCGAAACUGUACGUUUUCCAGUUAUAUAAUAUUUCAUGUCUCAUUGAGGCCUAGAUUUCAAUAUUGUUGACGCGAUUGCAAAAUUUCUUUUACGUUAAAAGACUACUGUACUUCAUUGUUCGUAUUUUUUCGCUACGAUGACAACUGAUCGGUCAGUUUUAUUAGCAAUAUUGCCAUCGGGAUUGGAAAAUUUUAUUUGACCAAAGAUUUAUUUAAUAGUUCAUUGAUUGAACGUGAGCUCUUAAUACCUCUGGUAGGUCUAUAUUCGGAAUUUCAUUCGAAUUCAAUUCUUAAAUUAGUAGAGAACUUGCAAUUGUAUAGUUAAUAUAGCUUUUCUUUUGUCACUUGCUUCGAAAAACACCACUCAGCACGCAAUAUAGUGUAUGCUAGUGAUUCCAUUGGAGAUUUUAACGUUCUCAAAAAAAAGAAAAAUUUGUUUAAAAAUAAAUGAACGAAAUUAGUUAACGAUAAUAAUAGAAAUCAGUAACCUUUUGGCCUACUUAACUUGUAUUGAUGAAUUUCUCGGGAAUAUGAGUAAUUGAUUUUAUCAACGUUUAUUCAAAUAAGACAAAGACUGUGUGUGUUUAAUAAGAAUCGUUUCAAUAGAGCAUCUCUUCUCAAACUGCAUUGAAGACUGGAGUAUUAUGGUAUGCAAUGAUUUUUCUUUAUUGUAUUUAAAAUUAGUCUUAAGUACAAUCUUAACAAGCAUGCCUUACUAAGCUCAUCCCCCAGCACAAACUAACCCCGUCAAUCUCCAUUUCAGAUAAGUUCAUAGAUUACAGCAUUUAACAAUAGUUAUGAUCAAUGCAUUCAUUUAAAAUGAAGUAUCUGCGUACUCAGUGGAAAGUCGUUCAAACUUUCAGGGUCUGAAACAAUUUUUUUUUUCAAUUUCCUCUUUCAGAAAAUAGUUCAUUAUUUCAAUAUCAAUAUGGUAACACAAGUUUCGUGCAACUACAGGCAUAGUAGAUCACUUUUGAUUCGUAGAUGAAACCAUUCAAACAAAAAUUAGAAGACUGAGCAGAUUCAUCAUCGGAAAGAUCCUUCAUCUUUCAUCUAAUAUUCAUGUUAUUGAAAUGAUAGAAUCGAGUGUAAUGUUUAAUGGAGUGAAAUGAAAACAUUAUUAUCAUUUGAUACAAGUUACUCUGUGAUUGAACCGCUUUGACUUUAUCGCAUUGCUCUUCCAAGAAUGAUUGCUAUUGAUCUUUUCCAAUUGCAAUGCCUGUCGUCAAUUUUGUUUAAUGCCUCAAUUGCAUAGUUGAUUCUGAUUAAAUCUAUAUAGAAUAGAAACAUUCCAUUUCAAUUGAAAGAUUAAAGUAUAAAAUGUAUACUUUUGAGUUUUUAAUAAACUUUAAACGUAGAAUAAGCAUAUAGGCUAGUAUACGCCUAUUUCUCAAUGCUAAUGAAACUCUUCAGGCCUUUGAAGAACCUACCUUCUGAUUCUUCUGGGACUGAGAAUCAUUCUCUCUUGAAUACUAAAAUUUGAUAUUAUUUCACACUAAUAUUGUUACAUCACCAUCCAAAGGAACCGAUGUGUCAUAUAAUAACUAAUACUCGUUCCAAAAAACUUUACAUUCUUGAUGCAGUAGUAUUGGGAUUUUCCCAUAGCCUUCAUAUGUUCAUAAGAACUCCUUUUUUCCAAGAAAUGCCCAAUUACUGUUCUGGAUCAGACAGACUAUAAAAUAUCCUGUACCGUAAUUAGAAGUUAAUUACUGUCAUCCAAUAUGAUUUCUAAUAAUCUGUAGACAAAUAGAUCAAAAAUGUAUUAUCUGUUUGCUCAAUGGACUGUUACUAUUCAAUGAGAUUUUUCCUUCAAUAUUUUGCAUUUUCGAUCUAUGAAAGAAUGAGCUUAGUAAGGGAUGAUUAUAAUGUAUGUCUAGGGAAUGAACUUGUAAUUGAAGUUUAGUUGUUGACAUUCAUCAAACUUAGGUAUUUGAUCCCUGAUGGAAGCGGAUGAAAUUGAUUGAAACUCAUAUUUUUAUUAUCGAUGAAAUGGUAUUAUCCUUGAAUAAAAUUAUCACAUCUACAAUAUCAUUCUGAUUUUUUUAUUCAGGGAUGAAAAAGAAGAAAAAUUUCCAGAACAGUCCCAUUUUCAUAUUCUAUCUAGCAGAUUUCAAGUAGUUUAAACCGUGAACUUGUUCCAUUUAUAUAAUUUUUUUCAUCAUCGAUAUUUCCCACUACCUACUGUUAUAAAUUACUAUUAACUUCUUGAUCACCUUCUUGUAACAUUUUUCAAAACUAUUUGAGCAGUGUGGGGUCAGUAAAUGCAAAAUCUAUUUUUGUUUUGGGAAGAUUGUUUAUAUUAGAGAGCUACUAUUUAUCCUUGUACUAAACCUAGACUAUGUCUUGUGCCCUGCCAGAAUCUGGUUUCGGGAAGUAAUGAAAAGUAAUUCAUCUAUAAACCAUUGUCAUCAAGCCAAUUUUUUUGUUUGUUUAUAUUUUCAAUAGCGGUAAUUGAAGCUACUAUGCAAAGAUGAUGAUAAAGUUGUGCUUACAUUUCACACUUCCAGCCCACCGGUCUUGAUUUAUCGCUAAAGUUGAAUUCGAUACCUAAUAAAAGGCAAUAGUUUCAAUAGUAAAAUCUAUUCACAAACAAACGACUAUCAUUUUCCAUUUCUCUGGUUUUAAUUGAACUAUCAUUCAGUUAUGUUAUUGCCGGUACCAUAGUGAUAGAUCAUUAGUUACAUCAACUUAAAGUAUAUUACUUCUUGCUAGAGGUAAAUUUUUCAAGCUCGAAUUCUUUCAAUUAACGUACCGUAUACGUUUUAUUGUUAUUCGUUUUUUUCUAAACCUUCAUGUUCUUGAUGUAAGGUAAGGUACAAUACAGGAGACAUGCUUGGUACCUUUUAUGAGAAGUUAUGUGUAGGCUAAGCUAAUUGAGACCGUUGAUUUCACAACACUGUAGUAGAAGCUUUCAUUGCUCAAAUAAUGUAAAUACUAUUAUAUUAUAGGCCUAAUUGAGUACCGAACUAUCAGAACUACGCUAUAUAAGAAUGUUUCAAGAUAUUGACCAGCUUCUAUUGAUUUUUUCUAUUCAAAAAUUCAGGUUUUAUAGAAAUUGAGAGAAUGGAGUUGACUCAACUUGAAAUUUGCUAGAUAACAAUGAGGUUUGGUUAACUAUUAAUACAGUAGUUAAUAGUUCACUUUACAUCCCUACCUCUAAAACUUCCAUUUAAUUUCCUAUUUUUCGCUCUAUAGACAGAUAUGAGUUUCAAUCGACGACAGUUUCCAUUAUUGAUUCUCAAGAAUAGACAAAAAAGUCGGAGAAGUGAAUUAAAUUUCGAUUCAAUCCAGUACCGCAAUUAUGUUUUUUUUUCAGUACAGUAACUAUACGGUAUAACUAACUAGAAAUUCACUGAUAAUGUGUGACUUCUAUUCUUCAAUACGGUCUGAUUUUUUUAUUGAAAUUUUAUAAUGUAGGUACUUUGAUACAAACGUUAGAUCAUUUAUCUAUUCUUUAUUUGGUUGUUGAGAGACUUUGAAUUCUAGCUCUAAUAUAUACCGUAUAAGACUUUCAUUUUGUUACACAUGAUGGAACGAUUCAUUCAAUAUUUGUUUCGGUUUUUAUUAGGAUUAAAACUUAAUUUUCUCAAUCCAUUGAGAUAUUUUUAGGUUCAAAUGUCACCUAAUGGAAGAAAUAUCAAUUGAAUACUUAUUCCCUCUGUUCUUAUUUCUAGCUAUUAAUAUUAGGGUAUAAACUCAGUACCGAGAAAGAUUAUGUUGAUCAUACUAUGGUUAUGAUUCUAAGGAGAUUUGAUUAUCUUGUUAUAAUUCAGUUCAGUGAACUUAGUUAAAAUUCCUAGAUGAAAUUUUAGUAAUUUAUAUGGCAAUUAUUUCAUUAAAUAUCAAUUUUCAUACUAUAUCCUAGUAAUAUAGAGUACUGCUCUCCAAUUACGUACCGAAAUAACGAACAAUGUUUCACCAUGUUGUCCAAUCCAAUCGUUGAACUAUAUUAUUUGUUAAAUUAUUAUUUCAAUUGUACUAUUUCGAAUUUACUAUCGAUAUCUUAUUCAAAUAACGUAUUGUUCUAUUACUUUUGUGAGAAAUGCCAUUUAAACAAUGUUUACCUGUGUUUAUAUAAUUAUUGUUUGUACAAAUCAAAUUCUUUUGCUUAAUUAUAUAUGAAAACUGUACAGUCAGUGUUGAAUAGUCAGUGGCUAUAAUUAUGUGAAUAAAUUAUAAAUAAGUUUAUAGUCUAAAAAA